CCUUAUCUGCAUCCAUUUACCUGUAUCUCAUCAUCGGGGUUUCAUUUCAAGGGUUUCCCAAACCCCUGUUAUGGGGUUUCCGAUUUCCUUCUCGAGUCGGCGUUACUACGGUGUGUUCUCGCGAAAUUGCAUCUUCUCUAUUAAGGAGAGAGAUAAUUGACAGCUAGCUUUCAGCAAAAUUCUAGAUCCGGUGUUGCUACAGCACCUGAUAAGAAAUUGCAUUAGUACUUUUCACAAUUUUAGGGUUAGAAAUGCAUCGUUUCUUCUAAUUUCAGUUCCAGUUGGGGGUGUUGAUAAUUAUUUGAAGACUGAAAAACUCCCUACACCAUGAAUCAACAACCUUUGCUACUCGUACCUCGUGAUGACUCAGAAUAUAAAUUCCUAAUCACGCAGCAGCCGUAUGAAAUACGGCCAAGGGUGGCUAAGCAAGCCUCUCGGUGCAGCCGAGGUACAAAUGGCGCUUGUUCAGGAAUCAUCAAAACAAGUUGAAGAAAGCAACAUGUCUACGUCAAAACAAGUUGAAGAAUCAUCAAUUGAAAUUAGCAUGUCGACAUCAAAAGAAGUUGAAGAAUCAUCAGAAUCUGUUUCCACUUCAGAACGAUGUUGGGCAAACUAUAAGAAUGAAGCACUGUACUUUGGGUAUUCACCUUUGUUUGUUCACUUGGCUGCUGGGAGUUUAGAUGAUAAAGAAUUUUAUCAAUAUGUUGCUAAUCAUGAACAUCUUCUGAACAGUUUCUUGGAAGUGUACAAGUUAGCAGCAGAUCAAUAUGUUGAUGAUUCUGAUAAGGGUGGAGUAAUAAUGUGGAGCAAGAAUUGGAAAAGCACAAUUCUUUUGUUGAACAAAAACUGGUCUUAAACCCGCAGAAGAGAUCACUCUUCACUAUGCCACAGCGAAAUACGAAGAGUUCUUGUUUGCAACUGCUUCCGGUACAGCAGUCAAAAAUUCCUGCUUAUACUCUUGGUGCUAUGACGCCAAGCCUGAGACUCUAUGCCUUUCUUAGUAAGGAGAUGCAAAAAGUUGUCACUCCUUGUGUUAAUUCUCACCCAUACAGCAAGUGGUUCAAGGAAUAUUCUUAUAAAAAUUUCGAGAAAUCAUAUCUGCAUGCUGAGGUAUUGCUUGAUAAGCUAUGCAAUUCUUUGGCCCAGGAAGAGAUUGAAAUCGUAGAAAGGCUUUGUCGUCAUGCUAUGAGACUUGAAAUGGACUUCUUUUAUCCUCAACAGUCUGAGCAAACUCUGAUCAUCACAAUAUAUACAAAGCUAUGCAAUUCUUUGGCCCAGGAAGAGAUUGAAAUCGUAGAAAGGCUUUGUCGUCAUGCUAUGAGACUUGAAAUGGACUUCUUUUAUCCUCAACAGUCUGAGCAAACUCUGAUCAUCACAAUAUAUACAAAGCUUGAUCCUAAGGAGGAACGUCUGAUGCUAUUUGCGGAUUUUGAUUUUACAUGUACCAGUGUGGCUUCUUUGGAAAUAUUAGCAAACAUUGAAAUAUUGACUGCUCAAAAACCUGGUCAGCAACUGCAGGGUGAGGAUAGAGACGGACAUUCUCACAUUCCAUCAGUAGAUUUGAGUAAGACUUAUGAGCUUCUUUCCCAGCACCAGCAGUAUACUUCGGAGAAUGAUAAUUUCAUAGAGAAAAUUAUGCUCAGUAAAAAAGCUGUUAGUUUUGAUUAUGAAGGACUCUACAGUGCGCUUGGAAAGCUCUUAUCUCCUGAGGCUCAAGCAGUUUCAAGAGUAUUUGAUUCUGGUUUACUGAAGGGCAUAAGCUUGGAGGACAUAAAGCAAGCUGCCAAAAUGAUGCUUCAAAAUGGUUGCGUGAUUUUUUUUGAGAAGGUGAACAGCCUGGAUGUAUCUGACUAUCUAACUAGGUCAGCUCUUUCAGGUGGUACAGAAGGAUUAAGGGCUAUUCUCCGCCAAUUAUUUUCCCAGAAGCAUUUACUAGAAUCUGCAUCACAGGGUUGCAGCAGCAGCCCAGACGGAGGUGACGAGAAACAGGUGAAGAAGAUAAAGAACGACCUUGAGCCCUUUUGGAAAUGCUCGCAUUGUAACAGGGAUCUUGUUGCUAGAAACCUCACUACUUACUUCAAUGCAAGGUUUCUGAGGGUUAUUUAUCUGCGAGGGAGGGGGAUUGUAGGAGGAGCUGCUGCAGGAAACCCGGACUUAGCUGAAUUUGACCUACUGUGCCGCUUCUGCAGGUGCAUAGUAGGAUAUGGGUUUCUGAGACCUCUCCAUCAGCGGGUUCGGUAUUUGCUCAUGAGAGAAAGGGUGCACUAAGGUGUGAAUGAUCUGAAUUUGAGCCAUUUUUCUUCAUUGACAGUUUGACUGUUAGCCUGUAUUUGAUUAUUCUUACGGUCAACCAUUUCUUUGUAUACCGACUUGGUGGUAAACUUUCCAUUGUAGUUUGUCUCUUCAUCAUCUGAGAUUCUGUAUAUUUGAUUGACUUGAUGUUGUUUGGAGAUUUGCUGAAGUUUCUGUAUA
Molecule: messenger RNA, 2472 nt
Organism: Papaver somniferum (opium poppy)
Lineage: Eukaryota; Viridiplantae; Streptophyta; Magnoliopsida; Ranunculales; Papaveraceae
Product: bifunctional TH2 protein, mitochondrial-like
Exons: 7
Coding region: 883-2268 (461 amino acids)
Cellular component (GO): cytosol
Source: RefSeq, a predicted model, not a curated record